Messenger RNA from Amphibalanus amphitrite, 3365 nucleotides. Its product is annotated as cell surface glycoprotein 1-like. Lineage: Eukaryota; Metazoa; Arthropoda; Thecostraca; Balanomorpha; Balanidae. The record is from RefSeq and is a predicted model, not a curated record. The transcript has 3 exons. Bases 117 to 2879 code for a protein of 920 amino acids.
AGGUGCACGGGGGCGGGCCGCCGGCAGUGUCCGUUGCAGAGGUCCAGUGCGCGCGCCAUCGUGUGCCGGCAGUGCCGACUCGGAGCGUCCGUUAGUACCCCCAAAGACUGGUCGCGAUGCGGCGGCUCGCUCUGCUUGCCGUGGUGUCGGCGGCGCUCGCGCUGCCAGUGCAGGAUGUGCCCACCGUCUUCAAGGCGAAGGAGGACCCAAAAGCCCUUUGCUACACGACUGGGCCGGUAGCCGGCGAUCCCUGCACCUACUGCAAGUGCUUCUCCCCUGGAAAUUGCAUCCCGGUGACCGCCGAGUGCGACUGGGACAAGAACGCGGCGGAGCACACGGCCAACGGCUGCGAGGCCGUCUACAAGCCGGGCAUCUGCUGUCCCACCGUGAAGUGCCCCGACAGCGCAGCCGCCGAACCCGCAGGCCAGGGUGCCGAGGCUGCUGCUGCUGGGUAUGAACAAACAGCAGCAGAGCCGAAAACUCCUGUCGAUGUCGCCACUCCUGAGGCUGAAGGUGCAGCAACCGAGACGGAGGCAUCCGCGGAAGGUGUUUCCGCCGACGCGGGUGUUUCGACUGAAGCCGCAGCUGCUGAAGCGGAGGUUCCGAAUGAAACCGUAACCACUGAGGCGGAGACUCCCGCAGGUUCUGCCGCAUACGAACCGCAGACUCCUGCUGAGCCAGCUGCUGUUGAGGUGGACAUCCCAGCUGAAGCUGUAGUUGAUGAGGUGACUCUUGGCGAGCCCGUUAUCGUAGAGGAACAGGUUCCGGUUGUGCCUGUAGUAGUGGAGGAAACUCCCGCCGAGACUGUCGUAGUGGAAGAAACUCCCGCCGAAACUGUGGUAGUGGAAGAAACUCCUACCAAAACUGUGGUAGUGGAAGAAACCCCAGCCGAAACCGUGAUUGUGGAGGAAACUCCCUCCGAAACUGUGGUAGUGGAAGAAACUCCUGCCAAAACUGUGGUAGUGGAAGAAACUCCAGCUGAAGCUGUGGUAGUGGAGGAAACUCCCGCUGGGACUCUGGUAGUUGAGGAAACUCCCGGCGAGACUGUGGUAGUGGAAGAAACUCCAACCGAGACUGUGGUAGUGGAAGAAACUCCAGCCGAGACUGUGAUCGUGGAAGAAACCCCAGCUGAAGCUGUGGUUGUUGAGGAAACUCCCGCCGAGGCUGUGGUUGUGGAGGAAACUCCUGCCGAGGCCGUGGUGGUGGAAGAAGUUCCGGUGGAGCCUGUACUUGUGGAGGAAGUUGCGAUUCAACCAGUAAUUGAGGAAGAAACUGUAUAUGUGCCAGUGGCUGUCGAAGAGACUCCAACUGCAACUGUGGUUGUAGAAGAAGCUGUCCAAGAACCCGUACUUCUGGAAGAGGCUUCUGUUGUGUCUGAAAUUGUAGAGGCUCCCGUUGUUCCUGUCGUUAAGGAGCAAAUCGACGUCUUGGAGCCUAUUGUAGCUGAACCUGUGGUUAUUUCAGAAGCCACUUACCCUGAAACUACCGGCGAACCAGCGUCACCCGAGCCGGCUGAGACCCCAGUUGGGUCUGAGGCAUCAACACCAGAGGCUCCUUCUGAACCCAAGGGUGCUGAACCAGUAACUCCUACCAAGUCGGAGGCAAAGGAGCCAGAGCCGGAGACGAAGGAACCAGAAUCUCCUGAACCGGAAACGAAGGAACCAGAAUCCCCCGAGCCGGAAACAAAAGAACCAGAAGCUCCUGAGCCAGAAACAAAGGAGCCAGAAUAUCCUGAAUCGAAAUCAAAGAAGUCAAAGGAAUCGAAAUCACGUGAGCCGGAAACAAAGGAACCAGAAGCUCCUGAGCCGGAAACAAAAGAACCGGAAUCUCCUGAGCCAGAAUCUCCUGAGCCAGAAACGAAGGAGCCGGAAACGAAAGAGCCAGAACCAGUUGAACCGGAAGUGAAGGAUGUAAAGCAGCCGGAACCCUCUAAACGUAAAAACAAAAAGCUCCGCACGUCCUACGAACCAGCUCCAGAAUCCGCCAAUGGAUUUGGUGUUGCUGAGAACUAUUUCGUGUCCACCCUGGAAGGCAAGGACCCUGAUGCCAAGCCCGGCAUCGUGCUGCAGGGUACUUCUGCGCUUCAACUUGCUGAGGAGAUAUCGGAGCCGGAGGACCAGCUGCUUCAGGCCACAGUAACGCUGCAGCAGCUGCAGCUGGCCAAGGGCCCCGUCCUGGAGAGCAACUCGGCGGAGCAGCUGGCCGCCGAAAUCUCAAACCAGUUCCCCAAUGACGAGCUGAUCAAGGAAGUGAUCGCCGAGAUCACGGGUCCCGGCGCUGAGGCCAUUGGCGAUGUCAUCUCGGAGAUAAACGCCGCGCCGGCCGAGGAGGCCAUUCAGAAAGAGAUUUCUAGCGUGGACCCGCACCCGCAGCACACCCAGGAGGUGGUGCUCGAAAUGACGCCCGACCAGAUCCGCAAGGUGAUUGCCGCCCUGGCGCCCGAGGAGGGAGUCGUGACGCAGACCGAAGCCAUCGACGAGGUGCUCUCGGAGAUGGCGACAGAGACCGAGCCGGCCACCUCGGAGGCGCCCGUCACCACUGCUGAUCCUUACCAGGAGCAGGGUGAUGUGCACACAGAAAUUAUCACCAAGAAGGAGCCGAUCGUGAUCGCCAGCAAGGAGCCGCUGAUCGUCGUCAGCGACCAGCCGGUGAUCGUCGUCAACGAGGACCCUGUGCUCAGCAACGACAUCUACAGCGAUGUCCCGUUCGCCGAGGAGAAGGCGGCGCUGACGCCCUCCGACGAGCUGCUGCCGGCCGCCGCCGCCGUCGAGGAGACCGUCUUCCUGGACACGGUGCCCGAGCCUGUGCCCGAGGGCUCCGGCGAGUUGGCGGCGGAGGCGCCCGUCGCCGAGGUGGAGGGAAGUGGGUACCUGGUGUGAGCUGACACGGCCUGCUGAGAGACGAGCAGCCACCAGCGUCACUCACCGAGCUGCAGCUCACUGGCAGCAUUCAACAGGCUGAAAGGCGCCUUGGGUCAUCAGCUUUUGCUUAUUUCUUGUGGUCUGCCGGGCUGUUUUAAAGCAUAUUGAUGGCUUGGUCCUCGGGAAAGUGAAAGCUGUUUGCGGUUGUUUCGGUAAUGUCGGAGAUUAAGUGCCUUGUGAUAUUGUUAUGUCCAUAUAGGUUUAUUUCUUCGCUUCUAGCUCACGAUCAAAUACAAGGGAACUGGCUUAAAAUGAUAUUCUUAUCUUACAAUGUGCACAUACUUUAGCAUAUAUCUACCUACUGUUUAGGUUUUCAUCUUUCGCUUAAGUAGGUACACAAAAAUGAGUAGUUUUUUCUGGGUGUGAUAUACCUAUAGGUCAAGAGUGAUGAUGUGACUUGUCAAUUCGUUUGUGAAUAAUAUAUUGACUACUAAAACGGAAAUA